AUGGCUGGCAAAUUCCCCGCGCCGAGCUGGGCGACCGAGACGCCGCACGCGGGCCUCGCGCUCGAGGUCCGGCGCGGCGAGCGGACGCUGCGCCGGCACGAGCUUCCGCCUGGCCCGCGCUGCUUUGUGGUCGGCAGGCAGCCUGGCGUGGCGGACGUGGUCGUGGGCGAUGACGAGGCCGCAUCGCGCCAGCACUGUGCCAUCGUCCCGCGCGGCGAGCGCCUCUACCUCAUCGACCUCAAGUCGACCCGCGGGACCUUUGUCGACGGCAAGCGCAUCCGGCCCAACGAGCCGACUCAGCUCGGCGGAGGCGCGAGCAUAACCCUCUCCGACGCGCCGCCCUACGCGCUCGUGCUCGUCGGGCUGCCCGCGCCCGCCGCGCCCGCCGCGCCCGCCGCGCCCGCCGCGCCCGCCGCGCCCGCCGCGCCACCGCCCGACGCGCCUCCGCCCGCCGUCGCCGCCGCCGCCGCCGCCGCCGCUGCCGCUCUGCCGCCCCCCGCGCCGCCGGGGAAGAGGCAGUGCAUCGACUUUAUCAAGGGCAACUGCCGGUACGGCAGGGAGUGCAAGUUCAGCCACGACGCGCCCGCUGCGCCCGCCCCCCCGCCGCCCGCCGCCGCCGCCCGGUGGGAGCCGCCGGAGUGGGCGGUGCGCGGCGGCACGAAGAUGCAGUCGCUCCAGCUCUCGCGCAAGAGGGCCUACGUCUUUGGCCGCUCACGCGAAAGGGGUUGGCGUAUUCAUCAUGCAGGCAGCUUCCUCGACACGGGCGCCGGCUGGGAGCGGCUGUCGCCGCACAAGCCGACGCGCGUGCCGUGCGGGGCAAAGAUCAAGCUCGGCGAUUGCGACACGGUGCUUGUCCGCCCGUCGCCAUCGUCGCCGCCGUCGUCGCUGCCGCCGCCGCCGCCGCCGCCGCCGCCGCUCGCGCCGCCGGAGCCGGAGGGACCUCGCUUUUCAGACAUGCUGCAGACGACCAUCCUGCCGAGCACGCCCGCCGUCGAUGUCGCGGCGGCGCGCAAGGCGAAGGCGGAGGCGCUGCCGUUCCCCGAGGUUGAGGGGGGCGGCGCUGGAGCGGAGGGCGAGGGCGAGGGCGAGGAGGAGGGCGAGGGCGGCGCCGCCGAACCACAGCUCAGCAACAGCGACUUUCGGAACGCGUUGCUGCCCUUCCUUGCCUCGAAGAAGGCGAACGGCGAGGGCGAGGGCGAGGACGGGGGCGACCGCAAGCGCAAGAAGAAGAAGAAGCGGAGGCGCGGCGACGACUCGGACGAUUCCGACGCAGAACCCCCGCCCCCCCUGAAGCUCGACAAAGCGGCCGCCGCAGUCGACCCCGGCGGCGGAUUUGUGCUGCGCAAGCAGAAGGCGCAGCCUGGCAAGCGCGGGCCCACGAGCAGCAAGAAGGAGCCGAAGAUCAAAGCCUCUUUCUUGUGCCCCAUUGAGGGUAAGCUGCUGGCAGAUUUCAACGUCUCCAUCCAGGAGGAGUCAAAGGAUCGCAAGCUCCGCUUCCACGUCAAGCGGCUCAUCAAGUCCCAUCAGCAGCGGGGCGAGGAUGUGGAUGAGGAGCUCGACUUCUACAUGGAUGAUGAUGACGUUGCGGUGCUCUUCACCAUGGAGGACAGCUCCAAGGUCUUUGCCAUCGGCAACAUUGAGCAGGUGGCCGUCGCCGACGGCACAGUAGACGCGCGCCGCGCCACUGGCAGCUCCAGCGCAGAGUACCUGCGCCAGCUCUCCAUGAGUCAGCGCAGCAACGGGGUCUUCAUCAACGACCCCAAGGGCCUCUUUAUCCUCCGGUGGUACCGUGAGGUGAAGGGUGACGGGACCCCCCCAGACGGCCCGCGCUACCAGAACAGAGCGUGCAAGUACUACAAGCUGACGAGCGACAACGAUGGGGAGGCCUUCCGCUGGACCAGCAACUACCAGAUCAUCAGCAAGGUGUACCUGAAGAAGCACUCCACCCUGCCUCUCUGCUAUUCUCUCAGUGCGGCAGACAAGAAGAUGGUGACGUCCACCAUGAAAAAGAUGGUGGGACCGGAGGCAGAGUAG
This is a messenger RNA of Emiliania huxleyi CCMP1516, 2034 nucleotides long. RefSeq lists its product as hypothetical. Gene Ontology annotation, molecular function: protein binding; mRNA binding; metal ion binding. The coding region runs from base 1 to 2034 and encodes 677 amino acids. The record is from RefSeq and is a predicted model, not a curated record. NCBI's taxonomy places the organism in Eukaryota, Haptophyta, Isochrysidales, Noelaerhabdaceae. The transcript is spliced from 5 exons.